AUGUCGAUAUUAAUGCGAGCAAUCAUGCCGUUGAUAAGUACUCGAAACUUCACAUCACGAGUGCCGGAGAUCUUGAGUCCAAUCUCUGAGAAUUGUAGCCUGAUCAAGUACCUGAACCCCACAUUCACUGGUACUCUCCAGGUUUUGUUCUUUACCUUCUCUGCUUUUCGUAAAGCCCACAAUGGCACAGAGAUAAUCUCGAUGCCGUUUACGAAAGCGUACGCAUCAAGUGAUUGGCUAGUCUCAGGAAUAAAAGUUACGAAUUCUUUCGUAAAAGAUUUCAAGCCGAGAGCAUCGGCAGUAAGUGAAGCACUAAAGUUGCCGAGCAAAGUAAAAGGACCAGCUAAGACAGUGAACAAGUCUUUCAACCCUUUGAAACCUUUAACUGAAGGCGAAGAAUUUUCUGACCUGGGCCCACUUGGAACGUCUGUCUUGUCGGGAACUUCAUCUCCGGAUAUCAACCGACUGUUAGCUGUUGAGAUUGCUGAUGAGCCUUUGAUCUGUGCAUAUGAAGUGGAUUUCGGGUUUAUGACAUCGCCAAUCCAUUCCCAGCCGUCGAGUGCUGUAGAUUUGCCGGUCGAGCCACAGUUGACCAAAAGGUCUACUGCUACAUGUGUUGUUGGGUUAUUACUACUGUUUGUGAAUGUGAUGAGGAAACAGAAACAGAAACACAGCAAAGGAAUCGAAACUGUGUACAGAUUCAUGAUUGUGUUUUGA
This is a messenger RNA of Striga asiatica, 717 nucleotides long. The record is from the annotation of a GenBank genome assembly. NCBI's taxonomy places the organism in Eukaryota, Viridiplantae, Streptophyta, Magnoliopsida, Lamiales, Orobanchaceae.